UGCUUUCUUAGACCACGAUGUUCUUUCAGCUGCAAACUCCAGCGCUGGGAGAAAACUUUAAACCGGCUUUACAAAUAUGUCGGACGUUUAAAAGUAAAAACAUAAGAAAACACUGUGGUGUUUGUGUACAUUAGUUGGGGUAGUGAGUGUGAAGAGCGGUUUGUGUGGUGGAGGCCGUUAAGGAAGUAAGUGCACUGUGUAGCUGCUACUCGAGGCUCCUAUCGGAAUGGUUGUAACAUUUCUUGCAAAGCAAAGUAACAGCACAUUAUUGCAACUCGAGUGGAUACUCCAUGAUGGGUAUGUGUGCAAGAGGCAACCUAUGUUUUGGACUUGCUGCUAGGGAUAAGAAAGAAACAGAGGUGGGUGCAACUUUCAUGGCUCAGGAAAAGAAAAAGACAGCGGGAGUGCUUCCUCCAGACGGGGGCUGGGGCUGGAUGAUUGUGGCUGGCUGUUUCAUGGUGACUGUCUGCACUCGUGCCGUAACAAGAUGCAUCUCCAUCUUCUUUGUUGAGUUUCAAAUGCAUUUUGGACGGGACUACUCUGGAACAGCAUGGAUACAUUCAUUAGUAGACUGCACCACCAUGCUGUGUGCUCCUCUGGGCAGCCUAAUUGGGAAUCGGUUGUCAUGUCGUGUAGCGGUGAUGGUGGGAGGAUUUCUGGCUUCUUCUGGCUUGGUACUCAGCACUUUUGCCACCAGUCUUGAGUAUCUUUAUCUCACUCUGGGUGUUUUAACUGGUGUUGGCUUUGCUCUAUGUUACACACCGGCUAUUGCUAUGGUUGGUGUGUAUUUCUGUGAGAGGAAGGCUUUGGCUUACGGCAUCGCCAUGUCUGGCAGCGGCAUCGGCACAUUUGUGCUGGCCCCUGUGGUGCAGCUACUAAUUGAACACUAUUCCUGGCGUGGGGCUCUGCUCAUCCUGGGGGGUUUAGUGUCCAACCUUUGUGUUUGUGGAGCUCUUCUUCGACCCAUCACUCUUAAAGAAGAAGAUACCUGCCCCUUGCCUGUGGACAUGGAGCGUGGGUACAGCUCAAAACCCCUCACAGCGGAAGAAAAACAACUGAAUGGCACACACCAGACCGAGAGGAUGCAGUGCUGUUUGCAGUCCCCACAGGACUACCACUUCCUGCUUAUGCCAGACUUCCUAGUGCUGGCAGGCUCCUUCCUGUUCCUGGCCAGUGGCUGCAGCUUGCCAUUUGUUUACCUGGUGCCCUAUGCUUUGGACGUGGGCAUCAGUCACCACAAUGCAGCCUUUCUCAUGUCUAUAUUAGGCAUCAUUGACAUUGUUGGCAACAUCACCUUUGGCUGGCUCACAGACAGAAGGUGUCUGAAAAAAUACAGGAGCAUUUGUUACUUGGCUGCUGUGGGGAUGGAGGGUCUCUGCUGCUUUUUCAUUCCUCUUCUACGCACAUUUUGGUUGCUGGUGCCCUUCUCAGUGAUUUAUGGCUAUUUUGAUGGUGCCUAUGUGGCCCUCAUCCCUGUGGUGACAUCAGAUGUUGUGGGGACAGCAUACCUGUCCUCUGCACUUGGUGUGGUUUACUUUCUCCAUGCUAUUCCAUAUCUGCUUAGCCCCCCUAUUGGAGGUUGGUUAGUGGACACCACAGGUACCUACACAGCGACGUUUUUCCUGAGUGGCUUUGCACUCAUUUCUAGCGCUCUUCUGCUGUGUACCAGCACUGCCAUCCGCUACUGCCAAAGGACUCGAAGGAAAACACGAAACAAAGACACUGCAACAGAAUCAUGUGAAGCCAAAAAGGAAGACUUUUAUACCAAACAAAAAGGCACCUACUGAUCUUAAGCUUUAGGACUUUGUAAUUUCAGGAAUUUGACAUUUUUGUCAUGGUAUUUAUGUACAAAACAGAAGCUGUGAAAACUUGAGUAGUGGAUGAUAAAAAUUGUGUACAAUCAGCUGUACAAAAUCAUGGUAAUGUGCCUUUCCUACCUGCCUAUAUUUCUCUUUAAAUGUAUUUUAUUCUUAGUAUAGAAACGAGAAGCUUGAGGAACAAUUUGUGAGUUAGAGUUGAUGCAUAUUGCAUCUAAACCUUUUAUAUAACAUGUCCAGAUGUGUCAUAUGUGUGAGUUCCAUGUUUCAUUUAGUAGCAAUAUGUUGUUUUAUGUGUGAUGUAUUUUCAAAAAAAAGUAAAGCAUUUAUUUAUCUAGAGCUCUGUAGAGGAUUUUAGGGUUUCCCGUCAAGUAGGAAAUUAUGGGUUUUGUCACGUGUGAUCCUAAAAACUUUAAGGAUCUAUUCAGUACCAGAAGAGGGCAGUGCUGUCUUCUGAAAUUACCCUGCAAUGUUGGAAGGUCAUUUAAAAACGUCAUCAUGAUACAUAGGUCAGUGGUAGCUCAGCAGUUACCAGAAGGUUGGUGGUUCAAGCCCCACUGCAGCCAAGUUGCCACCGUUGGGCCCCUGAGCAAGGCCCUUUAUCCUUAAUUGCUCAAAUUGUUUUCAGUUAGAUUUGUAAGUCGUUUUGGAUAAAAGCUAAGUGCCAUAUAUGUAAAGAAGAUCAGGUGCACUGAAAAAUAGUUUUUAGUAACAUUUUGUAUAAACUAGUUUAAUGAAAGGAGAAAUUAACAUAAUGUACCGAUUAAAUUCUCUAAAUCUACAAGGACAUUAUAAUAUGAACACUUAAUAAAGUACACACUUUAAACUGUC
Messenger RNA from Trichomycterus rosablanca, 2648 nucleotides. It is a transcript of the gene slc16a12b, whose product is annotated as solute carrier family 16 member 12b. Gene Ontology annotation, biological process: transmembrane transport; monocarboxylic acid transport. Lineage: Eukaryota; Metazoa; Chordata; Actinopteri; Siluriformes; Trichomycteridae. The record is from RefSeq and is a predicted model, not a curated record. Gene Ontology annotation, molecular function: monocarboxylic acid transmembrane transporter activity. The coding region runs from base 291 to 1787 and encodes 498 amino acids. The transcript has 7 exons. Gene Ontology annotation, cellular component: plasma membrane.